This is a messenger RNA of Fomitopsis serialis, 1561 nucleotides long. RefSeq names its product acid protease. Bases 1 to 1266 code for a protein of 421 amino acids. Gene Ontology annotation, biological process: proteolysis. The transcript has 8 exons. NCBI's taxonomy places the organism in Eukaryota, Fungi, Basidiomycota, Agaricomycetes, Polyporales, Fomitopsidaceae. Gene Ontology annotation, molecular function: aspartic-type endopeptidase activity. The record is from RefSeq and is a predicted model, not a curated record.
AUGCUGUCUCGCCUCUCCGGCUACCUGGCCCUCCUCGGCGCACUGGCCGCGACGGCGACGCCCCUCGUGCGGGACAAGUCCCCCGUGAGCGUCCCGUUCACGCGCAAGUUCACCUUCACGAACGGGUCGACCGUACCCGACAUGGACCGCGUGCGGAUCACCAACCUCAUGUGUGGAUGCAACAACCGGUGUUCCAACGAUGCGAAGACGCUGGUGAAGGAAAAGCUCAGCGCUGCGGCGACUGUGUUCAACACCGACGCGACGAAUGGCGCCGUGGAGUACACCAUGACCGUUGGUGUUGGUUCACCCGCUACGGACUACACCUUGAUCGUCGACACCGGUAGCUCGAAUACCUGGGUUGGUGCCAACCAGGCAUACACACAGACCAGCACUUCCACUAGCACUGGCCAGACUGUCGAGGUCACCUACGGCUCGGGUGAAUUUGAGGGCACUGAGUACACCGACACUGUCACGAUCGCGGACGGCCUCGCCAUCACUGGGCAGUCCAUCGGUGUCGCUUCCUCCUCCUCGGGCUUCUCGGGCGUCGAUGGCAUUCUCGGCCUCGGUCCGGAGGACCUCACCUGCGGCACGCUCACGACGGACGAGAGCGCGUGCAUCCCCACCGUCGUCCAGAACGCGUACUCGCAGGGCCUCAUCUCCGCACAGGAGCUCGGCAUCUCGUUCGCACCCAUCACCGGCAGCUCUGGCUCGGACACCAACGGCGUGCUCACCUUCGGCGGCGCCGACUCGAGCUGUACACCGGUACCCUCACCUACAGCGACAUCACGUCGACCGAGCCGGCCGGAGACUACGUCGGCAUACCCAGACCGUUCCUAUGGCUCUGAGACGCUCUUCUCCAACGAGGCGGGUAUCGUGGACACCGGCACGACCCUCAUCUACAUCCCGAGCUCCGCGUACAACCGCUACGUCUCCGCGACCGGCGCGACGCUCGAUGACAACACCGGCCUGCUGCGCCUGAGCACGUCGCAGUACAACAAUCUCAAGGACAUGACCUUCACGAUCGGUGGCACCGAGUACACCUUCACCGCCAACGCUCAGAUCUGGCCGCGCUCCCUGAACACGGCGAUCGGCGGCACCACCGACUACGUGUACCUCGUCGUGAGCGACAUGGGCUCGAGCGGGGAGAACGGGCUCGAGUUCAUCAACGGCAUGACCUGGCUCGAGCGCUACUACUUUGUGUACGACUCGGGAGCGAGCCAGGUGGGCUUUGCGACGACGCAGUACACGGACGCGACGACCAACUAGGCGGCCGCGUUUUCGGGGGUCAGGGUGGGAGCGGUGGAGGUUAUUUGGGCUCGGUGUGGGAGCCUGCGGGUGUGGACGUGGGCGUGGUCUCGUCGGGAUGUGAAAAAGUGAAUUGAUUGUAGACCAUACAGCAAGUACUGCUGAAUGCCUUCUGCGCAAUGCGGGACGGCUGUGGCACUGCAUACAAUGUCACCUGGGUCUGCAUGGUCAAUUGUGUCAGUGUGACGGGGGACCACCACUGACGCCUGGAGCUUUUUUGAAUAUUGUUUCCAUCAAUUUUAACCACGCACCCACC